This is a messenger RNA of Diachasmimorpha longicaudata, 3444 nucleotides long. It is a transcript of the gene ClpX, whose product is annotated as ATP-dependent Clp protease ATP-binding subunit clpX-like, mitochondrial. Gene Ontology annotation, molecular function: ATP hydrolysis activity; protein dimerization activity; zinc ion binding. The record is from RefSeq and is a predicted model, not a curated record. The transcript is spliced from 7 exons. Bases 769 to 2556 code for a protein of 595 amino acids. Gene Ontology annotation, cellular component: mitochondrial matrix. Lineage: Eukaryota; Metazoa; Arthropoda; Insecta; Hymenoptera; Braconidae.
AAUUGACACACUGCCUAAUCAACGAGUAAUUAAUCGCGAGACAAGUUCUUAUCAUACGAAAUAAACAAUACUCGCUUCAAAAUGUCUUGAAUGUUAAACACAACGGAUUAUCUGAAAUUUCUAAUCACUCGAGAUUGUUUUUUAACGAAUCGAAUUACUAUAGGUGAUACGUCAAACGUCAAUCCACUAGUCUCCACAUUUUUCAAAUCAACAUAUGAAGAUAAAUUCAUAGAAAUUGACGUCAGUGACACUCGAAAUUUACGUGAUUUUUUAUCCAAUAUUUUUUAUUGAUUUUAUUCAAGUGAUAAAACAUUACAGUCGUGUCGAAAAUAAAUUAUGUCAUGUGGAGGACCGUAAAUGUUACAUGGAGUGGUACUCUUGAUCUUCAUUAAUUGUCAAGAGUAAGGUUAGUUGUUUUCACCCAGUGCAAUACGAAAGAGUCGCGUUAUAGUGCAGGAAGAAUUGGUAUCAACUCUGCAACGUCACUCGACGAUAUUUCAUCUGCGUUCUAAUUAAACACUGUUUAUAUGCGACAAAUAAUGAACACGAGGGAGCAAAAAUGCUCAAUACGUUCAAGGCUAUCUCCCUUCCCCCUUUACUAAAGAGAUGAUGAGAUUUAAUAAUGUCCCAAUCCACCUGUGUUAUUGAAUAAUUCGUGCAUUUAUGAUCAGCAAAUGAAUUUUUUUUGGACUCCAUCCAGCAUUGUUGACACAACACUGACGCAUUACUUUUUUAUUUGGCUGUUAUUAUCAAGGAACAUUCAACAGGAUGAGCUGUAUACGCUGUUGUAUUACUAACACUAGUCGUCUGGUGUCUUCCAGCCAUGUUACUAAUCAUGUCUACAAAGUCGUGAGGGUCGUUGCAACGAGAUCACUGGCCACGACUAAUGUUCUUUCAAAAGUACCAAGUGAACCCACGCCGCCCACUAAGGAUCUUGGUGGCUCGGCCACAGGCACUCCAACAGGUAGCAGUGGCACUGGGGGUGGCAAGAAAAAUACUCUGACGUGUCCGAAGUGUGGUGAUCCCUGUACGCAUGUUGAAACAUUCGUAUCUUCAACCAGAUUUGUCAAAUGUGAAAAAUGCCACCACUUCUUUGUGGUGUUAUCAGAAAUUGAUUCGAAACGGACGCUGAAAGAGGCUACAAGAACAGAGGACACUAAACAGGGCUUCUACAGGAAACCACCCCCACCCCCCAAAAAGAUCUACGAGUACCUGAACAAGCAUGUAGUAGGUCAGGAGUACGCCAAGAAGGUUCUCAGUGUAGCUGUUUAUAAUCACUACAAGCGUAUCCACAACAAUCUUCCACCGCCAAAUUCAGUUCAAACCACUGCCACCAGUCCUGCCGGGCCGCAGGACCUCAACCAUCCAUUCACACACAGAGGUCUCAAGCCGCAUUUACUAAAUGUCUCGAGUAUUGGCAAUCCACUGGGAGUUGGUUUCCAGCACGGCACCAGUACUGCUGAUCCUCAGCUCAAGGUGUCCAGUGGUGCAUCGGUCCCAGGCUCGGACAUCCUGGACAGCAAGCAACACCAGUUGAAACUGGAGAAGAGUAACAUUCUACUUCUUGGACCGACUGGAUCUGGAAAAACUCUUCUGGCCCAGACCAUUGCCCAGUGUCUGGACGUUCCCUUCGCUAUCUGCGACUGCACGACACUGACGCAAGCUGGCUAUGUCGGUGAGGACAUUGAGAGUGUUAUUGCCAAGCUCCUCACAGACGCCAAUUACAUAGUAGAAAGGGCACAAAUGGGAAUUGUUUUUCUGGAUGAAGUCGAUAAAAUUGGCGCUGUCCCUGGAAUUCACCAGCUAAGGGACGUUGGAGGCGAGGGGGUGCAGCAGGGAAUGCUUAAGAUGCUAGAGGGAACGAUUGUCAAUGUUCCAGAGCGCAACAGCUCACGAAAAUUACGUGGUGAUACUCUGCAGAUCGAUACAACGAAUAUAUUGUUCGUGGCGUCUGGGGCGUACAAUGGACUCGACAGGCUCGUGUCUCGCCGUAAGAAUGAAAAGUAUCUUGGCUUUGGAGCUGCUCCAGCGUCUGAGAGCCCUGGAAGACGCGCUGCCACGCUGGCUGACGUUGCCAACAUGUCCCCAUCAACUGAGGACGAUAAUAAGGAAAAAGAUGUGCUACUUAAACAGGUGGAGGCGAGGGAUCUUAUUGACUUUGGAAUGAUACCAGAAUUUGUGGGUAGGUUCCCGAUCUUAGUGCCCUUCCACACGUUGGAUAAAAACAUGCUGGUGAGGAUCCUGACUGAGCCGAGUAAUGCUAUGGUACCUCAAUAUCAAAUGCUGUUCUCUAUGGAUAAGGUGGAUUUGACAUUCACAACUGAAGCCUUGGAAGCAAUAGCAGCAUUAGCUAUGGAGCGUAAAACUGGUGCCAGAGGGCUCAGAGCAAUUAUGGAGUCAUUAUUGUUAGAACCAAUGUUCGAUGUGCCUGGCAGUGAUACGAUGUCUGUGCAUAUCACUGAGGCCUGCGUUCGUGGACAAGAGAAACCUCAGUACAUACGUCGGGGUGAUGCUGCUGAGGAGGAGCCGCAACAGGCGCAGCACGUCAAUAAUUAACGCACGGUAUACUGGAAUGAAAAUUUAGCAAUGAAAUGAUAAGAGAAAAAAAUCCCAGGUGGGAUUAAGAGAAAAUUUCACGAUUAUCGUCUCCUUCUUUCCCUGAGAAUAUUGUAUGAUGCCUUCGAGAAAUCUUUGAUUAAAAAAAUGAUACUAAUGAACAUCACUUGGCGAUUGAGAAUAAAGGAAAUUAACAGGUAGAUUAUUUCCUUAUACCUGUUAUUUUAACUUGUGAGAGCAAAAAAAACAUUUGGUGAAUUCACUUUUUUUUAGUAUAAAUUAUUCUCGUGACGUUGUAUAGAUGAAUAAUGAUUCUUUGUAAUAUAUUGUACAUAUAGACUCAUAGAAAUUCAAAGAAAGUGAAAAAUAGAUAAUGAUUUUAUCUUAAGAAGAAUUUAUCUUGCAUCGUACCUCCACGGUCUCAUUGGGUUGCGCAUCAACUUAUUUCGCUUUUUUCUAUCUUUAUUCAUGAAAAUAUUUUUUGAGUUUCCUGACGCAUUCGGGACGUCCCUUAAAAAUCUACGUAACUAGAAAUACAAAAAAAGCGCGACAAUUUUCGCCCUUUAAAGGUUCAGAUAUUCCACGAAUGAGUGUUCUUAAAAAUUACAAUAAGGUGAGGCUUCUUCUUUGAAUAUCAGCAAUUUCGUUCGAGGUGGUUAAUGUGAUAUUAGAAGUGAAAACUGAACGCUCAUAUUUUCUUGAAUACCGUUAUCAGUGAAACUGGAAUAUUAUCAUCUCAAAAAAAAACCCUCUUCAUUGACAAUGAACAGAAAUAAGUACUAAUUCAAAAUAAUCGUCGAUAAGUUUACUGGUACACUAUUAGAAAUAAUGUAUAUUGUAAUGAGGAUAUAUUUAUAAUAAAUCAACAUGAAAAGCUAAUUAUACAAA